Molecule: messenger RNA, 3813 nt
Organism: Plasmodium yoelii
Lineage: Eukaryota; Apicomplexa; Aconoidasida; Haemosporida; Plasmodiidae
Product: phosphopantetheine adenylyltransferase
Exons: 1
Coding region: 1-3813 (1270 amino acids)
Source: RefSeq, a predicted model, not a curated record
AUGAAGAAUAGGGGGAUUUACGAAAAUGGAUUUUUAAUUGUCGAAGAUUAUAAUUUUAUUACAUAUACAAAAACUAAUGGAAAGAAAAUAUCUUGGUAUGGAAAAAAUAAAAAAUUUAAUAACUUCAAUAUUGGAACAUAUUUAUAUAAAAUAUUGAAGAAUUAUAAUGUUAGUUUUAUAAAUAAAAGCAAAAUUUUAAAAUUAAUUGUGGAAAAUAAAUUUUAUGAAAAAAUAGUGAAAAAUGUUAAACUCAUAAUUAAAUCAAUUAUUAAACUAAAAAACAAAGUCGAAAAUGUCUACUUGUUUAUAAAAUUUGUUAGUUCAAAAUGUAUUCUAAAAAUGUCCACAUUUUAUUAUUUAAAAUAUAUAAUUGAGCAAAUAUAUCAAAAAAAACUAGAGAAAAUAGUUCGUGUUGUUUUACCAAUAUCAGAUUUACAUAAAUUAUACUCGUAUAUAUAUUUUCAAAAUUUUCUAAUUACUAAUUAUUAUGAACAUAUAUUAUCAAAAACUAUUUUAAAUGAACUUAAAAUGUAUUAUGGAUUAUUUAUCAUACUAAAUAAACAUAGCAAAAAUGUUACACAGGUAUAUGAAAAAAUAUAUGGCCUUGAUUUUAUCACUUUGAAUGAGGAAAAAUGUAAAUCGAAAAAAAAUAAAAAUAAAAAAAUAACUAUCCACAAUAUUAUUAAUGCUAAAAACGAUAAAAAAAAUAAUAAUACUCCCAAUAAUACAAAUAAGUUUCUUAAAUUUUGUGAAAACAGUAAUACACAAAAUAUGAACAACUGCAAAGAAUUAAAACAAGAAGAAAAUAUAAAUGAUUCAUAUAUUAAAAUAAAUAAAAAAACAAGACAUAUUUUAAAAUGUGUGAAAAUAGAGAAAGGUCGGUGUAGAAAUAAAUAUAAAAAACAAACUGACAUAAAAAUUGAAAAGUAUAAAAUUCAAAAAACUGUAUACAAAAAUUUAAAUAAAAAUGAUAUAGGAUUAUUUGCAGGAACUUUUGAUAAAAUACAUAUGGGACAUACACUUCUUUUAUUUUAUUCAAUUUUGUUAACCAAUAAAUUUUUUUAUAUUGGAUUAUAUAAUAAUAAAAAUAUUUAUAAAAAAAAAUACUGUGAAGAAAUUGAUGAUUUAAAAUUAAGAAUUUUUCAUAUAUAUGAUAUAUUAUUCUUAAUAUCAAAUGCUUAUAAUAUACAAUUUAUUUUUUAUAAUUUUGAUAGUGUAAUACCUUUUAUAAAAAUUAAAAAUUCACACACCAUUUUAUAUCAAAUUGCAAUGAAAAAUAACAAAAAUAAAUUUGAAGAAAUAUCAGAAUUAUAUCGAGACAAAUACAGAAAAUAUAUAAGUGAUAGUUAUUACAAAAAUUGUAAUAAAUACAAUCAAAAAAAAAAUACAUUUUUUAUGUCAAAAUAUACUACUAAUUUGUUAAAAAAAAAAUACCAAUCUUUAAUAAAAACAAAUAUAGAAAAAUUAUAUCAGAAUGAAAAUUGGAGGGGAAACAAAAUUCUUUGUUCAAAUAAAUAUAAGAAAAAAAUUUUGAAUUAUUUAAAAUUCCAUAUUAAUUACAAUCAAAAUAAAAGUGAAAAAAAAAUUAUAGUUUUAAAAAGAAUACAUGAUCCAUUUUCAUUUGCCCUUGAUAUUCGAGAUAUGUUUUGUUUGACCAUGUCAAAAGAAUCAGAAGUUAAUGGGUAUAAUAUUGUUCAAAGAAGAAAGUUGUUAUUUCAAAAAAAUAAAACAAGUCUUAUUAAGAGCGAACAAAUCGAACACAAUCUUCCGAUCGCGACAGACAAUAAUAAUAAUAAUAGAGAUAAAGGAAGCGAUGACGAAAAAAUAAAAACAUGCUUAAAUAUUUUUGAUACAAUAAAUAUAUCUAAUAGAGAAAAAAUGAGUUCGACAUUAAUUAGAAUGGAAAAUAGUAUAUAUAGAAAAGGAAAAUUUUCCAAAUAUUUAAAAUAUUUUAUUGAAGCAUGCUUAUACUUUAAUAUAGAUCAUUUUCUCAUACAAAUGCAUGUUGACAUUUUUUUAAAAAAAAAUGGAAAGAAAAAUUUCAAAAAACUUUAUUUGAAUACAAUUAAAAGUUAUUUUUGUAGGAGAAAAAAAAAUAGUUCUAAUAAAAACGGAAUUAAUAAAAAUGUUAAAGGAAAAAAUUUUUAUCAAAAUAAAAAAAAUGAUAAUUUCAUUGUUAAUGAUUUUUUCAGACACCUAUUUGUUUUGAUUUCUUUUUUUAUAAAUCAUUUUUCAAAAAAGUAUUAUACACAAAAUAAAAUUCAAUUUUUUAUAAAAAUAUCCAUUAUUAUUUCUUUCUUUUUUUAUAAUAACAUACUUUUGAAAAUAAUAAAAAAAAAAGAACAGUUUAUAAAUCAAAAUUUUAUAAUUAACAAUAAAAGUAUAAAACAAACAAAUUGUUUAUUUGAUGCAAAUUAUGAAGACAUAUUUAGAAUUUAUAUCAGUAAUAUGAAAGAAACUAUUAUGGAAGAAAUUGUUAACCAAAUUCUUAUACUUAUACUCAUGAUUUUGUCUACUUCAAUUAUAUGCAAAAUGUUUCAUUUUGAUUUGUUUCCAAAUUUUAAUUCGUCAAAAAAUAUGACAAAUUUGCAAAAAGUGUGCGAUUUGGAAAUGUUGAAAAAAAAAAAACAUUUACCUUGUUACCAAAUAAAGCAAAAUAUAAAAAAUGACAAGGAUAUACUUUACGAUUCCAAAAAAAAAAACAAAAACACUGAAAAAAAUGAUCAUUACAACAUUUUGGAAGAUGAACGAUCUAAUUUUAAAAAAUAUUAUUUUAAUUUAUAUUUUUCAAACUAUUUCAAAACCAAAAAAACAUUUUAUCGAAGUUCAAUUAUAACACCAUAUACAAUGUGUAAUUAUACAUUAAUGAGAAAAUACAAAAAUAAAAAUUAUAACAUGCUUCCUUAUCAAUAUUGCAAAUGUGUAAAAAAGGGUAUACAAAAAAAAGGAAAUAGUUUAUAUUCAAAUGUCAAAAAUAAUACAAGUAACAAUAAUAAAUUAGUAAAUGAUGUUAAUAGUGAUAAUAUAAAAAAAAAAAAAAAAAAUUUUGCACACAAUUUUAAUUUUGAUUACUCAAAUAAAAAAGAUAUACAAAUUAUAAAUAACUUGUAUACAAUAAAAAUUAGAGAAAAUGGAGAAAAGUUAAAUGAUCAAAAUAAAUUAAGCGAAAAUGAUAUUAUUAACUAUGUUACAAAAAAUACAUUAUUAGGCAAUAUUUAUAGUGAAAGAUUUAAUUAUUUUAUUAAGAUAAAUAUAAAUAAUAAUGAUAAAAUAAUGUUUUUUCGAAAAAUAUUAAUAUACAAAUUUAUAGACAAUUAUUUUAUUUCAUUUUUUUCCUUUUACUUCUUAAAUUAUUUGAUAAAUGAAGAAAAUAAAACAAAACAAAAUAUCCACAAUAUGAAUAUAAACGACUUUGUGUUUAUUUUUUUGAUACAUUUUGAAACACAUAUUGAAAUGAUUAUAAAUAGUUAUAUUAAAAGACAAUGGAGGUUGCGACAAAAAAAUUAUUAUGAUCCGUUUUAUCCAUUUAUUCAAUAUCAAAAAAAAUAUUCCAUUAUUCAUAAAUAUAUGCAUAUGAAUUUAUCACCAUUAAAUGAUUAUAAUAUAGAUUUUGAGAAAAUAUACAACUUUAAAAAAAAUAAUACUAACUUUAAAAACACACCAUUUUAUAUAAAAUUGGAAAAUAUGAAAGAUACGAGCAAUUAUAAUGUUUUAUCAUUUUACAAUAUAAUUUUUCAACAUAUAUUAACAUAUGAAAAUUAUUAUUACCCCUAUUUCGCUGCAUUAAAUUAUUUGCAUUUAAAUUUAUUCUAA